AAACUCUUCUAUUGAUUUCCAUUUCAGGCUCUCCUGCCGUUGUUGAGAAGGGCGGCGGCUGAAGGCAGUGACAUGGGAAUCCACAGAGCCGCAGUGAUCAAUGUGUCGUCUGUCCUGGGAUCUGUGCAGCUCAACUGGGGCGAGGGAGCGAGCUUCAAGAGUUACGCUUACAGGGCAUCUAAGAGCGCCUUGAAUAUGGUUACAAGGUGUUUGGCUACCGAUCUGGAAGCUGAGGGGAUCUUGUGCGUUGCCCUUCACCCUGGUUGGGUGCGCACUGAUAUGGGUGGGCCAAUGGCACCUUUGAGUCCAGAGGAGAGCAUAUCAUCCGUGCUGUCCGUCAUUUCUGGAUUAAUGGAGGAACAUCACGGUGGAUAUGUGGACUACAAUGGAAAAAGCUUACCCUGGUGAUCUACAUAUUGCGUUAACUGUGUGUCACAUUGUCCGAGUGCCAGAUGACCACUGCGGAGCUAAGACCACAAAAACAGCCUGCGGGAUCAAUUAUUCAUGCUUGUUCAUGCACCACCUGUGUGUCCCAAAGUAAAAAAACUUAGGUCUUAGGAGAAAUGAAAUGUUAUAAAAGGUUACAAGGGUAUGUUUAUACUUUUAAAAUAGAAAAAAAAAAAUUGAUAUAGAAAGAAAAUUUUUGCUACCUGCCAGUAAUAGUCUUUCAUGGUUAUUGCCUUUUCUAUGAAUAUAAAAUAAAAUAUAAGACAGACAAUAAAUCGAAUGCCAUUUA
Messenger RNA from Megalobrama amblycephala (Wuchang bream), 736 nucleotides. RefSeq lists its product as uncharacterized. The coding region runs from base 73 to 408 and encodes 111 amino acids. The record is from RefSeq and is a predicted model, not a curated record. The transcript is spliced from 3 exons. NCBI's taxonomy places the organism in Eukaryota, Metazoa, Chordata, Actinopteri, Cypriniformes, Xenocyprididae.